This is a messenger RNA of Colias croceus (clouded yellow), 489 nucleotides long. It is a transcript of the gene Muted, whose product is annotated as biogenesis of lysosome-related organelles complex 1 subunit 5. Bases 22 to 489 code for a protein of 155 amino acids. The record is from RefSeq and is a predicted model, not a curated record. Gene Ontology annotation, cellular component: transport vesicle; BLOC-1 complex. NCBI's taxonomy places the organism in Eukaryota, Metazoa, Arthropoda, Insecta, Lepidoptera, Pieridae. The transcript has 4 exons.
ACGUACCUGUCAAAAAACAUAAUGACGGAGUUGUCACGAGAAAUCGGAGAAAUUUGGACUCGAUUAUUCGACCAUAGGCCGUUCCUAAAUGGAGAGAUAAAGUUUAUGUUAAAAGAAUUUGAGGAGAAACGUGGUGACAGAGAAGUUGAAAAUCUUUUCAAUAUUCUAGAAAAUAUAACAGAUAUCAAAGAUACCCAAUUGGAUAAAAUUCAAAGAAGUUCAAAAGCAGCUUUGCCUGUACUUAGUGAAAAGUUACAACAAGCUUUAACACUGACUGAGGAAGUUGAAAAGGAGUAUCUUGUAAUACAACAGGAGUGUGCUAAAAAGCGACUUGAAAAUAAAGAAAAACGACAAAAAGAAUGGGAUCAGUUCAUUGAUGAUAUGAACUUUAAGUGUCAACGAAUUGAUAAUACAUUUGAAGAAAAAGAAGAAGAGCUAAGAGAUUUAUACGCUGAUUUAAAUCAUAAACUUAACAUUACUAAUAAAUAA